Molecule: messenger RNA, 1965 nt
Organism: Choloepus didactylus (southern two-toed sloth)
Lineage: Eukaryota; Metazoa; Chordata; Mammalia; Pilosa; Megalonychidae
Gene: MON1A
Product: MON1 homolog A, secretory trafficking associated
Biological process (GO): protein targeting to vacuole; vesicle-mediated transport
Source: RefSeq, a predicted model, not a curated record
ACUACAUAUCCCACAAUGCACCCUGGGGGCGGCUGGACCCAGCGGCUGGAGCCGGGCCUCGGCCGCGAGAGGCUGGUGAGGGCCGUCUUUCAGGGCAGGCGGCCGGGCGAAGGGCGGCGGGAGGCCGCGGUGCCCCGCUGUGGCCAUGUCUCCGUCUACGGAGAGCCGCCGCCCCAAGAACCUCCGUUCUCAGAUUGGACCCGACCGGACACCCGUGCUUCCCCGGGGGUUGUGCAUAGGGCAGUGACCGGCACCCUCUGUGCUCCCUGGGCCUCCCGGAAAAACAGGAGAGCCCAGGGGAUGGCUGCCGACAUGCAGAGGAAGAGAAGCAGCGAAUGUCCCAACGGCGCAUUGGCUCCUUCUGAUGGGCAGAGUGUGGAGAGAGCUGAGAGCCCCACACCAGGACUGACCCAGGGAACGGAGCCAGGUGCUGGGCAGGAGGGUGCCAUGUUCGUCCAUGCCCGUUCCUACGAGGACCUGACUGAGUCUGAGGAUGGGGCAGCAUCCGGGGAGAGCCCCACAGAGGGUGCUGGGGGUCCCCCACCACUGCCUGCAGACAUGCGUCAAAUCAGCCAGGACUUCAGCGAGCUGAGCACCCAACUGACAGGUGUAGCCCGUGACCUGCAGGAGGAGAUGCUACCAGGAAGCUCUGAGGACUGGUCAGAGCCCCCAGGGGCAGCCCGACCAGCCACAGAGCCCCCCAGGGAGGGUGUAGCUGAGGGGGAUGAGGAGGAUGCUGCCGAGGCAUGGCGCCUGCACCAGAAGCACAUCUUCGUGCUGAGUGAGGCGGGGAAGCCUGUGUAUUCCCGCUAUGGGUCGGAGGAGGCACUCUCCAGCACCAUGGGUGUCAUGGUGGCCCUGGUGUCCUUCCUGGAGGCAGACAAGAAUGCCAUCCGCUCCAUCCACGCAGAUGGCUACAAGGUGGUCUUCGUGCGUCGGAGCCCACUGGUGCUGGUGGCGGUGGCACGCACGCGGCAGUCGGCACAGGAGCUGGCGCAGGAGCUGCUUUAUAUCUAUUACCAGAUUCUGAGCCUUCUUACCGGAGCGCAGCUGAGCCACAUCUUUCAGCAGAAGCAAAACUACGACCUGCGGCGCCUGCUCUCGGGCUCUGAGCGCAUCACGGAUAACCUGCUGCAGCUUAUGGCGCGCGACCCCAGCUUCCUGAUGGGGGCUGCCCGCUGCCUGCCCCUGGCCGCGACUGUGCGUGACGCGGUGAGCUCCAGCCUGCAGCAGGCGCGUGCGCGCAGCCUCGUCUUCUCCAUCCUGCUGGCGCGCAACCAGCUCGUAGCACUCGUGCGCCGCAAGGACCAAUUUCUACACCCCAUUGACCUGCAUCUGCUCUUCAACCUCAUCAGUUCCUCCUCGUCCUUCCGCGAGGGCGAGGCCUGGACGCCCGUGUGCCUGCCCAAAUUCAACGCGGCGGGCUUCUUCCACGCACACAUUUCUUACCUGGAACCUGACACCGACCUCUGCCUGCUGCUUGUUUCCACGGACCGGGAGGACUUCUUUGCCGUCUCCGACUGCCGCCGCCGCUUCCAGGAGCGCCUUCGCAAGCGAGGAGCCCACCUGGCACUGCGGGAGGCACUGCGCUCCCCUUACUACAGCGUGGCCCAAGUGGGCAUCCCAGACCUGCGCCACUUCCUUUAUAAGUCAAAAAGCUCAGGACUCUUCACCAGCCCGGAGAUUGAGGCCCCCUACACCAGUGAAGAGGAGCAGGAGCGGCUGCUGGGCCUCUACCAGUACCUGCACAGCCGUGCCCACAAUGCCUCCCGCCCACUUAAGACCAUCUACUACACAGGACCCAAUGAGAACCUCCUGGCCUGGGUGACAGGUGCCUUUGAGCUCUACAUGUGCUACAGCCCCCUGGGAACCAAGGCAUCAGCCGUCAGUGCCAUCCAUAAGCUGAUGCGCUGGAUCCGCAAAGAAGAAGACCGCCUCUUCAUCCUCACACCUCUCACCUACUGA